GAUCUGCAGAACACACACCGGAGCAUUCCUCAUCCGCAAAGGCAGCAUCAGAGCACUCUCCCUGCCCCAGCAUCAUCCAGAAGGAGGGCAGGUUGAAGUGCAGCAAGAAUCCCUGAUCCAGGUUGCUUUUGCCAAUGAACAAGUACUUAUGACUUGCCUGGUCAGCUUCCCUCGCACAACACACUAUUCCAGCUUCAUAGGCAGUUGUUAUCUGCUGAACUCAAAGGGCCAGAGAACCACAAUCAAAACGUGUUCGAUAUCUGUACCUAUCCCUGCUGGACAGGAGAACCAGACAGCAAAGGAGAGUUAUAGAUGUGACAUUGAGCCAUACAAAGCUGCUUCUGGCACCUAUUACUGUGAGGCCAACUGGACCAGCUUAACGCAAAAGGGACAUGGGACAUUUGUCCUUGUCAGAGACACUGGGUACCUUGAACACUCCCCCAUCACAUGGACAUGCCUUGUCACUCUUACCACUCUGCUGGCUGCACUGAGCAUCACUACAACAGCUCUUCUGCUGUGGAAGAGAAAGGUGGUAUGUCCGAAGAGAAGCCAGCCCCAGAGUUUCCCAGUAUUGGGGGUAAGAGCCCCAGCCACUUCAGGCAGUUCAGAACCAUCUGGUUCCAUCUACACGUGCCUAGAAUCCCACCAACCUGACAUCUAUUCUGUCCUCGAGAAUGACACACACAGUCCAAUACCUGAGAACAGUCCCACAGCAAAGCCUAAAUCCACCAACUCAGAGCCAGCCAGGGACAGACAUAGGAGUGAAGACUGCGAGAAACCAGGGAGGAGGAAGAAGAAAAUGAAAGAUACGACACCUAAGCAAGAAACUCCAGAAGAAACCUUUGACACCCUGUAUGAGAAUAUCUAAGAGCAAAGACUGAUCAUGCCUGGAUGGUACGUGUCUGAGCAGGAGGAAACUGCCCUUUCGCAGUUUCAGGCCCUGCCGUACCUCUCCAAAGACUCACAGCAAGCUGAGGACAGAACCCAGGAUGACCUCCAAGCCCUGGUCUCUUUCUAAUCUGUUCUUUAUAAAGAUCAGAAUUUUUCCAUUCAAAUCCCAGGUUAGCUCAGCUGGCCUGGAGGUUCUGGAAAGGCUACUUUUCUGUCAAUUAUUUACAGUUCUGGCUUUUUGAAAUAGUGUAGUUGAGUUGUACACAAAUUCUCCUCACCCAGUUUUGCUAAUAUAUUUGAGUUCUGAACCACAGGAUGUGCUUGGACAGUAUAGAGACCCUCCUGCCCCAUCCCAUGUUGUCAGGCAAUCAGGUCUCUCCUGUCAUGCCCAUUAGAACUUGCUAUCUGUCUAUUGAGACCUGGCUCAGAGACCAGGGCCCACUUCAUCAUCUUUCCCUCCCCAAACUGUUCCUCAGCAGUCCACUGAAUUCAGCUCUGCAGGGCAAAUGCUUUCUCCUGAAUGGCUCCAGUAGAAAAUAGUGGGCAGUGAAAGCAUGAAAAAGAUACAGAAAAUGAAGCUGGAGUCUUUUCCCUUUGAUGAUGUCUCUUGCGGGUGGGGAUGUCCUUCAUAGGAAAAAGGAGGGGUGGGGCUUUAAGUACAAACAGUCCAGUUGGAGUCCGUCUUGCAUAGAGACCUGCCGAAGGGGAACUGAUAUCCCUUCCAGUAAAGGAGUUUAAAGAAAAGUGUCUGAGAGUUCAUGUUCCUAUAAGCUUUGUUACACAGUGCAAUUUUUUAAAGCUCUGAUGAGCUGAUGUAACAUCACAGGGUGAAGGCCUCACCAUGCUGAAGUCAGUAGGAGGUUUGUCACUGACAUCAGUGGCACAAGAAUUGUACACAUGGUGGUUAGAGGAUUAUUUAUAAAAUUAUUUGAGCAAGGAGACUAAUUUAUUAGAUGUGCAAUAUGGAAAAUAGGGGAGGAAACUGCAGAUAUGAGCUUUCUAUCCAGGCCUUGAUCUUUCCUGUCACAUAGAUCUAACCUGUCUGUUGGACUUAACCUCAUUUGAGGUCUGAUGGGGAAGGAGAUACAUUAAAUAUAUUGCAUAGCUAGAUCAAAACAAUGAAUCAAAAAGCUGAUGUUGUUGUACCUUAGAUUUAAAAAAAUCCACAAGAAUAUGUAGAAUAAGCUGAGAGGGAUCAUACAAACCUCUUUAAAGUAGAAGAUCAAUUUAAAACUGAGCUGCAGGGUCACAGGACCUUCUCUGGUUUUAGAUAAGGUUGCUCCUCGUCAGAGAUAGAAGGUAUGGAAAAUGUCUCCAGGGCCUCCAAGCUUCCUAUACUAUGUUUAAAGGGAUAAUCCUCUUAUUGCUUUGCUCUUUUUAUUAGAUGAGAUUUCAAAUGUGCAGUUUGAACUUUCUUUAACUGUAGAAAAAUGCUUUUCUCUUUCCAGUGUCUAGAAAUUUAUUUCAGUAAAAGCAAUCAAUAGACCAAGUGGUUUAUUAGACCCAUUAACAUUGUUUUUCCAUUUGGAAAAUGAUUAUUUUUUUGCAACAGAAUUUUAAAUUAAAUAUAUUUGGGUCACCACGUUUUAAUGCUUAAUUGUUGCCUAAACCAGUACCAUUACAGAUUUUUGUUUCUCUUGGGGAAUUUUUAGUCAUGUUGAGGAUAAAUUAUUUUAAUAUUUAAUGGGAUAUUGAUCACACCUGGGCAAGAAAAUCUCAGAGCAAGCUGACAAUUGGAUGAGGAGUUAAAGCUUACUAAAAUAGAAAUGAUUUGGGUAGGGUUUUUUUUAAUAUUGAAUUUAUAGAUGCUAAGAAUUGUAUGUACAACUGGAAAUUUCUUGCCAAGAGUAUCAGUUACAGCACUGUUUAGUCAAUCUCUUAUUCUCACUGUUCUUUUGUAUUUUAUAUAAUGUAAAUCACUGUAUUUAUCUAUGACCAACUCCAUCUCUGUCUGUCUGUCUGUCUCUCUCCCUGCUCCCCCCCCCCAAUAAAUAUUUGGUUUAUCAAAAUAAAAAUGAUAGAGAGAAGAAGCCAUAGAACAGCAUAAUUCCUUUCUCCUAUGUUGUAGUGGUAAAAUAGUAGGUAAAAGCUAAAGAGUAGAGACAGAGUGAAAGGCUCUGAUCCUUUAAAGUAGUCAUAGGCAAAAUUCAACAGAGAAAAAUGGAAGAUCUUUGCAUUAGGGGGCCUGAUACAAGGCUAAAUGAAGUCAUUGGAAGUCUUUUAAAUAUAUUUUAGUGGGUCUUAGCUUGGCACAUUGAGAGCAGAGACAAGAAAUGAGAGAUCUCCUUGUAGGUGCAUAGAUAUGGGUCUAAAAUACUGCCCUAGCAUGGCCCAGGCAAUGCAGAGCUGGAGCUUGUGAGAGUGGAAGGUGUAAACCAGAAGAACAUGACAGGUAUUUUUUAAGACACAGAAGUUUUCCAAGGAGAUAUUAAAAAAAAUAUCUCCAGUCAAGGCAGAAAAGAUUUAUAAAGAUCAUUUAAAUAACAUUAGUGUAACCGAUGUGUCUCAGAGACUUAACAGAAACAGUAACCAGUUGGUCUGUCUUAGCUGUCUAGCCCAUGAGGGUGAGUGCAGGGAAUUAGUAUUAUUUGCCUAUAUUCCAUAAGAUGAAAUUAGAUAGUUUUCAGUAUGUGCCAAACAUUUCAGAUGAAUGAAAUAAAGAAACAUUUCCAUCGGC
This is a messenger RNA of Alligator mississippiensis (American alligator), 3568 nucleotides long. RefSeq names its product NFAT activating protein with ITAM motif 1 (gene NFAM1). NCBI's taxonomy places the organism in Eukaryota, Metazoa, Chordata, Crocodylia, Alligatoridae. The record is from RefSeq and is a predicted model, not a curated record. The transcript is spliced from 7 exons. Gene Ontology annotation, cellular component: membrane raft. Gene Ontology annotation, molecular function: transmembrane signaling receptor activity. Gene Ontology annotation, biological process: regulation of B cell differentiation; positive regulation of cytokine production; B cell receptor signaling pathway. The coding region runs from base 149 to 868 and encodes 239 amino acids.